ACAGAAAUGGGCCAAAUGGGGGAACCGCAAGCUCCCAAACCAGAACUCAUCGACAAGAGCUUGAAGUGGUCAGUGGCCUCCAAAGUCGUCAUUUUAGCUGACCUCAACGUUGAUGCCCCUGAAUCUGACGGCACUGAUUCCUUUCCUGACCCCAUCCUCGUCUCCGCCUCCACUUCAGAUGUUUCCAGGUUGGUUAGUGCGGAAAGUAGUCAAUGUAAAGGCACUUUAAUGAGUAAAGAUAUUGAUAUUGUCGAAGGAGAAGGUAAACAGUUAAAAAAGUCAGCAAAAUGCCGUCCAAGGAUUGGUAAGGUAGAGUACCCUCUUGACUGUGGAGCUGAUGCAGAUGCUGAUCAGCAUGGUCAGGGGGUCUCCUCAUCACGCGAGGAAAAAGUGAGCAGCCUUAAAACAGGAUUGGUACAUGUUGCAAGGAAGAUGCCCAAAAAUGCCCAUGCUCAUUUUAUACUAGGAUUAAUGUAUCAACGGAUGGGUCAGCCACAAAAGGCAGUUUCGGCAUAUGAGAAGGCAACAGAGAUCUUACUUCGCAGUGAUGAAGAGAUUGACCGACCAGAGUUGCUUUCGUUGGUUCAGAUUCACCAUGCACAGUGCCUACUGCUAGUAAGUUCAGGUGAUUGUAAUUCAGAAAGAGAACUUGAGCCUAAAGAGUUUGACGAAAUUCUUUGUAAGUUGAAGGAGUCGAUGAAAUCUGAUAUUAGACAGGCUUCUGUUUGGAAUACAUCAGGCAUGAUACUUCUUAAAACUGGCCGUUUGCAGAAUGCUAUAUCAUUGUUGUCUUCUUUGUUGACUAUUGUCCCUGACAAUGUGGAUUGCCUUGGAAAUCUUGGGAUUGCUUACCUUCAAAGUGGGAAUUUGGAGCUUUCAGAAAAAUGUUUUCAACGUCUGAUUUUAAAAGAUCAGAACCAUCCUACUGCGCUAGUCAACUAUGCUGCUCUUCUUUUGUGUAAAUAUGGUUCAGUUGUUGGAGGUGCUGGAGCAAAUGCCGGUGAAGGGGCUCCAGAAGAUCAGGUUUUAGCUGCCAACGUUGCAAAGGAAUGUUUGUUAGCUGCUGUAAAAAUGGACCCAAAAGCAGUGCAUUUAUGGGCAAAUCUUGGUAAUGCAUAUUAUCUGACCAGUGAUCAUAAAAGUUCUGGCAAGUGCUUGGAGAAGGCAGCAAAAUUGGAGCCCAGUUGCCUGGCUACACGAUAUGCUGUUGCAGUUCAUCGAAUCAGGGAUGCGGAAAGAUCUCAAAAUCCUCUUUCCUGGGCUGGAAAUGAAAUGGCCUCUAUUCUUAGAGAAGGUGAUUCUGGUCUGAUUGAGCCUCCCAUAGCAUGGGCCGGGCUGGCAAUGGUUCACAAGGCCCAACAUGAGAUUGCCGCAGGAUUUGAAAUUGAACAGAAUGAAUUGAUUGAGGCUGAAGAGCGUGCCAUCUACAGUUUAAAGCAGACAAUAGCAGAGGACCCAGAUGAUGCUGUACAAUGGCACCAACUUGGCCUUCAUAGUCUUUGUACUGGACAAUUCAAAACAUCACAAAAGUACCUCAAGGCUGCGGUUGCCCAUUUAAAGGAUUGCAGCUGUGCAUGGUCAAAUCUUGGUAUCUCACUGCAACUAUCAGUGGAGUCAUCACAUGCCGAAGAAGUAUAUAAGCGGGCUUUGUCAUUGGCAACAGCUGAACAGGCGCACACAAUAUUUUCCAACCUUGGAAAUCUCUACCGGCAGCAAAAGAAAUAUGAAUGUGCCAGGGCAAUGUUUACCAAGUCUCUUGAAUUGCAGCCUGGCUAUGCUCCUGCAUAUAACAACCUGGGCCUUGUAUUUGUAGCUGAGGGUAGAUGGGAGGAAGCAAAGUAUUGCUUCAACAAGGCUCUCGAGGCGGAUUCACUCUUGGAUGCUGCCAAGUCCAACAUGAUUAAAGCAGUGGCCAUGUGUAGAGUGGUGUAGCAUCUUGCGCUCAUGUCAUUUCUCCAAACAAAUGUUGGUGCUCAUUUAUCUGGAUAUUUGGGUUGUAAAAUUAGGGUUACACCUGCUCUGGUGCCUGCUUGUUAUAUUAUAUAUCAUAGGGAAAAGGUGUAUUACAAUUGUAAAAUUGUACAUAAAUUAUUUCUAUGGUAAGUCAAGAAUCACAUCCUUCUGUUUCUGUCUA
This is a messenger RNA of Camellia sinensis, 2134 nucleotides long. NCBI's taxonomy places the organism in Eukaryota, Viridiplantae, Streptophyta, Magnoliopsida, Ericales, Theaceae. The record is from RefSeq and is a predicted model, not a curated record.